Molecule: messenger RNA, 3390 nt
Organism: Phytophthora infestans T30-4
Lineage: Eukaryota; Oomycota; Peronosporomycetes; Peronosporales; Peronosporaceae
Product: importin-like protein
Exons: 2
Coding region: 1-3390 (1129 amino acids)
Biological process (GO): protein import into nucleus
Cellular component (GO): cytoplasm; nucleus
Molecular function (GO): nuclear import signal receptor activity
Source: RefSeq, a predicted model, not a curated record
AUGGAUUUCCCGGCGCUAGCGGCCGCUCUAAUGAGCAAUGACAACGCGACGCGCAAGCAGGCCGAGGCUUCGUACGAGGCCUUUAAGGCUGAGCAGCCGCAGACCCUUGUGGCCAGCCUGGUGCAGCUGCUGCGCACGGCUCCCGAGCCGGAAGCACGCGCCUUUGCCCCUGUGCUGCUGCGUCCGCUGGUGGAGGUGAAAGCUGGCGUCUACACCAAGCUUGACGCCGCUGCGCAGGCCACAUUGAAGGCUCAGUUGCUGGAGGCUGUGGCCAGCGAGCCCGUUGCACAUAUCCGCCGCAAGCUUGGCCACUUGAUCGCCGAGCUGGCCGCCAUCUCGGAGACGUUUGAGCAAUCGUGGCCCGAGCUUCUCAGCGCUGUCUCGGCGCUCACCACACACGCUGAUGCGCUGCUGCGCGUGACGGCCUUCGAUUUGCUGGCCAAAUUGGCCGAGUACGUCGGCGACCUGCUGGCCCCUCACAAGGAGAGCUUCCUCACACUCUUCACGAACUCACUGAACGACGCCAAUGGAGAAGUGCAGAUCGCCAGCCUCAAAGCCGCUUCGGCCUUCCUUCUCACACUCGAGGACAAGCAGGAAUUGUCGGCCUUUGCAAUUAUCAUCGCUCCCAUGUUGCGCAUCAUUGAAGUCCUAGUUAACGCCGGCGACGAAGUUGCCUUCCGCGAGGUGUUGUCGGCUCUUGUCCAGAUCGCCGAGGUGCAUCCCAAGUUCUUCCGCAACUCGCUGGACGAUGUUGCCCGCGCUAUGAUCUUCGUUUGUUCGUCACAGGAGCUCGACUCAGAGACCCGUGAGCUCGCUUUGGAGUUCCUCAUCUCGCUAUGUGAGAACGCUGGCGGUAUGGUGCGCAAGUCGCAGUUUAUCGUGACGAACGUGGUGCCUCUGGUUAUCCAGCUCAUGUGUGAAGUCGAGGAGGACGAGUCGUGGGUGCAGAAGUUCGACGACCCCGAGUCUUUCACUGAGUCUAACGAUGCUGACAACUCGGUCAGUAACGCUGGUGCGGCUGCCAUCGACCGCCUGAGCACUUCUCUGGGCGGCAACGCCGUGCUGCCUGUGGCCAUCCCGGUCAUCAAGGGCUUCCUAGGCGAUGCCGACUGGCGUAAGCGUCGUGCCGGUCUGUAUGCUACCUGUUUGCUGGGCGAGGGCGCCAAGUCACUCAUGACGCGUGAACUGGACAACGUUGUGGGUAUGGUACUGCCCUUCCUGAACGACCAGCACCCGCGUGUACAGUACUCUGCGCUGCACAGUAUUGGCCAGUUGGCCGAGGACUUCGGUGAGGUGGAGAAGGGCAAGAACUUCCAGGCCAAGUUCCACGCCGUCGUGAUGCCUGCGCUUACAGCGUUGAUUCAGAACGAACAAGGUGUGCUGCGUACUCGCGCUCUGGCGGCCAGUGUGGUCAUCAACUUCUGCAACACCAACGUGUGCAAGGCCAAGUACGUGGCCCCGUACAGCCAAGCUCUGCUUGAAGCACUCUUCAACGCUAUGCGUUCGUGUCCGCGUCAGGUGCAGGAACAGGCAAUCACUGCUGUGGCCAGUGUGGCCAAGGUGAUUGGAGACGAGUUCCUCCGCUUCUACGACAUUUUCAUCCCGCUGGCCAAGGAGGUGCUGACGAACGCCCAUGGUAAGGAAUACUCUCUGCUGCGUGGUAAGUCGAUGGAGUCGAUUGCGCUUAUCGGCCAGGCUGUGGGCAAGGAGCGUUUCGUGAACGACGCCAAGGAGAUCAUGGAGAUUCUGGUGCGCGUCCAGUCGAGCGAAGAACUCGAGGGCCCGGAGGUGCAGUACGUGGCCCAGUCGUGUGUGCGUAUCGGCAGCAUCCUGAAGGAAGACUUCGUGCCUUAUCUGCCUCACGUGAUCCCGUCGCUCAUCAAACAGGCUCAGAUCCAGCCUGACAUUCAGCUGUCGGAUGUUGUUGACGGUGAUGUCGAGGAGGAUGGCGAGACUGCUGAUGGCAAGGAAACGAUGACACUGGAGAUCCGCGGGGUGGGCAAGAAGCGUCUGGAGAUCAACACGAGUGCUCUGGAGGACAAGACCAACGCUUGCAACAUGCUGUACCAGUCAGCUCUUGACUUGGAAGGCUGGUUCUACCCGUACGUGGCUGAGGUGGCCCAGGUGAUGAUCCCGUUGAUUGAUUUCACAUACGUCGAGGACAUUCGCAUCGUGAGCAGCUUGACGAUGGCCAAGCUGCUGAACUGUGCGGUGGAUGGCACGCUGAAUCAUGGCCAUGGGGCGACUGCACCGCAGUUCCCGCAGCAGCUUUUCGAGAAGUUUUUUGAGCCGAUGCUCAAGGGUUUGCAGGAGGAAGAGGACUUGGAGUGCCUUGGCGCUUUCGCUGAGGCCAUGUCGGCCGUCCUGGAAGUGUGCAAGGAGAGUCAGGACAAGGGAUUCCAGGUUGGCAUCCCGCUGGAACAUGUUCCGCGUGUGGUGGAGAUCUUCAAGACCGUGGCGUCCAACAGUGCUCAGCGUCUGAUGAUUCAGCACCAGGAGAACCAGCAGGAUGAGGACUACGACGCUGAAGCUGCUCUGCAACAGACCGAGAACGACGAGCUGGAAGAGGGCGUCUUCCGCUCGAUGGUCGACUCGAUCGGCUGGAUCAUCAAGACUCAGAAGGAGGCUUUCUUUCCGGUGUUCCAGGCCCACCUGCUGGCGUUUGUGACGCCACUGCUGGAGCAGAAGACCGUGCCGAUGCUGCGUGGUCAGGCUAUCUGCAUGAUCGACGACAUCAUCGAGCACUGUGGGGCUGCUGCCCAGGAGCUGGUGCCGCUGUUCCUGAACCACCUUGUACAGGGCCUUGAGGACCAGAGCCCGUCAGUCAUCCAGGCGUCCGCUUACGGCAUCGGUGUCAGUGCUGAGAAGUGCGGAGCUGCUUUCGAUCCGUUCUGUCAGAACGCCCUAGAGAAGCUGGUGCACCUGAUCAACGUCUCGGCCAACGUGGACGACGACGAAGUUGGCGCUGCCCGUGACAAUGCUAUCAGUGCUGUGGCCAAGAUCUGCCUGGCUCGUGAGGGUGCCGUGGAUGCGGCGAAGUUGUGGUCCAUGUGGCUCAGCUGGCUGCCGCUUCGUACGGAUGUGCUCGAGGCUCGCGAAGUACACGCUCGUCUCAUUGCACUGGUGAACAGUGGCAACGCUCAUGUGCUCGGCGCCGACUACGCUAACCUUCCCCAGAUUCUGAAGGUGUUCGCUUCUGCUCUCCUGUUCGACCUGGCGGAGGCAGACGAGGUCGCUGACGAUGAGGACAUGGCGACCAUCUCGGAGGAGUCUAAGCCUCAGCUCCGUGAGCUGCUGGCCAAGUUGCAGUCUCAACUGCCUGGUCCGGUGGUGCAGGGUGCUUGGGCGAAGCUCAGUGGCGACGAGCAACAAGCUCUGUCUCAGCUGUAA